Colletotrichum abscissum is the source of this 561-nucleotide messenger RNA. RefSeq lists its product as uncharacterized. Bases 1 to 561 code for a protein of 186 amino acids. The record is from RefSeq and is a predicted model, not a curated record. The transcript has 2 exons. Lineage: Eukaryota; Fungi; Ascomycota; Sordariomycetes; Glomerellales; Glomerellaceae.
AUGGCAUGGGCGCGUCAAAAAGGGACAAGGGAAGUAAAGUGUGGGGUGGGGGGUCAGGGUGAUAUGGAGAAGAUUCAAGCCAACACGGCUAGUUUCCCAGUGGCCAAGACAAAGACUUCUGAAUGGAGUAUACUGUAUACCCUAACGAGAGAUUCGGUGACCGGUGGCGUUUGCAACUAUGUUGAGCCUCUGACUCGGAAAAAGCAACGUCAAGCCUCCAACGGCGGUGGAAAUUGUUUGAUGUUUGCAGGUCCUACCGUCCUAGCUGCAGCUCUUCUGGCUCCCCCGCGCAAAGCUGUCUUUGAGACGCGCUUGCUGGGAAGUCUCGGACUCAGUGCAACGGUAACGCCGCAUGUUUUUGCCAGUCCCACGUGUGUUGGGUGGCGUUCACUGCGUUGGAAGCCCCCUAUCGUGGGGUUAAGUGCCAUUGACAGCGGCGAACGUUGGCUGAUCAGGGGAAACACAUCGUCAAGAUUCGGGACGAAAGACGAGAAGAGAGACCCAAGAGUUGACGAAGUGCGAACAUGGGACGGCAAGACCAAGACCUGGUUCCGAAUGUAG